AUGGAGUGCGCAGUCCAUGCGGUGAUACAGGAGCCGUCGGGGAGCGCCGACGCUUUCGUGCAGCUCCACGAUGGGCGGCGGCGACAACUCGGCGUCCCCCCGCAGCUGCAGUCGCGCCUCUGCGCCUCGCGAGGAUUCCACGCAGUCACGCGGCUCUGCGGGCCCAUCGGACGGCUGCUGGGUGAGCUGCACGCGCUGGUAGAGUCCUACUACUUCGCGGCGGAGCGGCCGGCGCUGGUGUCGAUGCACACCUGCGCGCGCAGGAUCGCAAGCUCGCUCGGCAUCAUCAUUGUCUACGCCUACCGCGUGUGCCGCGCGACCUCGUCGGCACUGGCGCGGUACGCCAUCGCAACUAUAUCGGAGGACCGCCGACGGGAGCUCGGCAGCAAGGCCAUGGUCUUCAAGUACGGCUUCUUCGCCCACGGCAUGGCUGUGGGCGCCCCGAACGCCUCCCAGGAGCUGCUGAUCGCAGCGGCGCUGGAUCGCGGGUCAAUCAACAUCUCGUUCAACCACGUGGCGCACCGCGCGCUGCUGCAGCUGACGCGCAUCGACGGAUGCGGACCCGAUGCGGCCGUGACGUCGCAUGCACUCGGCUUCGACGACAGGCUCUCUGACGGCGCGGAGUUCGUCACCUGCGUGUCGGCCGACCCGAUGCCGGGCUUGGGAGUGACGCUAAUGGUGGGCUACUCGACGGGGGUCGUGGAGAUCUGGAAGGAAAGCGUGUGCAUGGCGGACCUGCGCGAGGCGCUCUGUGAGGCCGUUGCGCAGUGCAAGCUGCCCUCGUACCCUUUCUUCUGCUCAUUCAGCCCCUGCGGAGAAAUCGCGGUGGUACUGACCGUGGAUGACAUGUACUUGAUGGAGUGGACGGGGUCCUCGCUCUCGGCCAUCAAGCUGGUCGACGGCUCGAGCGCCGACUUUUGGUCCGCCACAGGCGCGCGGGUGCUGGCGGCCGAGUGGCUGAACGCGCACGAGAUUAUGAGCCUAUCGGACAACGGCCAGCUGUGGCUAUCGAGGAGGUCGGAAAUGGGCUACUGGCAGCGGAUAACGCAGUACAUAUUGGCGGACUCGACGCCCAGGGACGCGGGGCUGACCAGCUGGAUUAGCCGGAUGCAGUACGACGGACGCGGGCUGAUGUUCCUCAAAAUGCACGGGUCGCACCAGGUGCUGCAGCUGCGGUGGGACAAGACCGCCAUGCCGGACCUCUCCGUUGUGGAGUUCCCCGUGAGGGAGGCGGGUGGCCGGCUGGGACCCAGGGUACCGAGUGCCACUUCGGAUCCAGCUGACGCCACGAUCGCAGCCGACGGUCGCGACCCACGCAGCUCGGCAAACAACGUGGAAGUGGCGGACUUUGCGCUGGAGCCGCAAUCGUCCCUCAUUGCCAUCAUUGUAAGCGACCGUUCCGCAGUGAACGUGUACAGCUAUCCGAAGAUGCGCUGCAUACACACCUUGGAGCCCCCGAGACCGCACCUCAAGGCUGCCGGGAUCAAGUUCAUGGCCACCGGAAGCAGCAGCGUCGAGGUCUUCCUGGCGGUCAAGUGGGUCGAGAUCAGCCUCGAAAUAUUCCAGGAGCCGGAGGAUUUCGACAUCGACCACAAGGUGGCCAGCACCCGAGGAGCGCAGAGCGGCCGCAUGACGGUGGUUUACGCGCUGUCCAGCUCAGCGCUGCGCUCCCAAAACUGGCAGGGGCAGACGCUGGCCGAGAUUCUGUCCGGGGGCGACAACAUGGUCACUGCCCACGCGAGGCCCCCCAGGGCGAUCUCGUUCCGCCGAAACGACGGGUACGGCGGAGAGACCAUACCGCGCCUCAGCGUGUUCCGGCCGACCUUCCCGGAGGAUGUGUUGGUUGGCACGAAGAACUCCGUGAUGUACGAGGACGCGUUCUCGCACCGGCGGCAGGUGUUCGGACGGCAAUACGCCGACGGCGAUGGCAGAGCGCUGCCAUUCGACAAGAAGACGCACGCAAUGGCCAUGCGGGACUCGCCGCUGCUCGCUGGGCCAGCCUUCUCGAAGGCGACGCUAUCCAGGUCGCCCGAGACGGACACACAUGUCUACUCGAUGGAGGAGUUCACGCGCCGCAAACGCGGCGGCAUAUAA
Messenger RNA from Babesia bigemina, 2094 nucleotides. RefSeq lists its product as hypothetical. Bases 1 to 2094 code for a protein of 697 amino acids. The transcript has a single exon. Gene Ontology annotation, molecular function: protein binding. The record is from RefSeq and is a predicted model, not a curated record. Lineage: Eukaryota; Apicomplexa; Aconoidasida; Piroplasmida; Babesiidae.